ACCUCCGCGUUCCAGGCGGAGAUCAACCAGUUGCUGAGUCUCAUCAUCAACACCUUCUACUCCAACAAGGAGAUCUUCCUGUGCGAGCUAAUUAGCAACGCCUCGGAUGCACUCGAUAAGAUCCAGUUCGAGGGUCUCACCGACAAGAGCAAGUUGGACGCCCAGCUGGAGCUCUUCAUCCGCCUCGUGCCUGACAAGGCGAACAAGACGCUUUCCAUCAUCAACAGCGGCAUCGGCAUGACCAAAGCUGGUAAUUUC
Molecule: messenger RNA, 258 nt
Organism: Zingiber officinale
Lineage: Eukaryota; Viridiplantae; Streptophyta; Magnoliopsida; Zingiberales; Zingiberaceae
Product: heat shock protein 90-1-like
Exons: 2
Biological process (GO): cellular response to heat; protein stabilization; protein folding
Cellular component (GO): plasma membrane; cytosol; perinuclear region of cytoplasm
Molecular function (GO): ATP hydrolysis activity; ATP binding; ATP-dependent protein folding chaperone
Source: RefSeq, a predicted model, not a curated record